Messenger RNA from Diaporthe citri, 1593 nucleotides. RefSeq lists its product as uncharacterized. Gene Ontology annotation, molecular function: heme binding; monooxygenase activity; iron ion binding. The record is from RefSeq and is a predicted model, not a curated record. The transcript has 4 exons. Bases 1 to 1593 code for a protein of 530 amino acids. NCBI's taxonomy places the organism in Eukaryota, Fungi, Ascomycota, Sordariomycetes, Diaporthales, Diaporthaceae.
AUGAUUGUAGACCAGCUGUUUCCUCGAUCCUUUGGGGCUGUUCUGCUGUGGCUCCUCGCUGGUCUUCUUGCCAAAUUCAUAAUCAACAAAUAUGGAAACGGACUCAACCGAAUACCGGGCCCAUGGCUGGCAGGCUUCACCGACUUGUACAGACUCUGCAUUGUCUGGAAACGGCGGCCAGAAUUAUGGCACAUCAGGCUGCAUGAGAAACAUGGAAAGCUUGUGAGGCUGGGCCCAAACACAGUCUCGAUAGCAGACCCUGAAGCCAUCAAGACAAUCUAUGGUCUCAGCACCGGCUACGUUAAGUCGGAAUUCUACCCGGUCCAACAGACAAUAGCCAACGGCCAGCCCCUUCAGUCCCUCUUUAACACAACCGACGAGCAAUUCCACGCCCGGCUUCGCAGGGCUGUGUCAAACGCCUACGCCAUGAGUACCUUGGUUGCUUUCGAGCCUCUGGUCGACACAACUACCGUCACAUUCCUUGAACAGCUGAAGAAACGGUUUGCAGGGCGCUCAGACAAUGAAGGCACUUGCGAUUUCGGGGCCUGGCUGCAGUACUAUGCUUUCGAUGUCAUUGGGGAGCUGACGUACUCCAAGCGACUUGGGUUCGUGGACCGUGGUGUUGAUGUUGACCACAUAAUUGGAAAUCUGGAGCGGCUUCUGAAUUACGUCUCGGUUGUCGGUCAAUUGCCAAUACUGGACCGGAUUCUUUUCAAGAACCCCAUUAGGUUGUGGAUGAGCAAACGUAAUCUCCUCAACUCUAACACGCCCGUGGUCCAGUUCGCUCGCGAACGCAUGGCGGGCCGCAGAGACCAGAUCGAGAAAGGCAUAUCCGCCAAACCCUCAGGCCCCGGCCCAGAAAGACGGGACUUCUUGUCCCGCUUCAUCGACGCAAGAGGGAAAGAUCCAGAGUUCAUCAGCGAGCAGCGCGUGCUGGCCCUGACCGUCGCGAACAUGUUCGCAGGCUCAGACACGACGGCCAUUAGCCUGCGUGCCAUUUUUUACAACUUGCUCAGGAACCCGCCGGCGAUGAGUAAGCUCCUGGACGAGUUGGCGGCCGAGAGUGGAUCAGGUAAGCUUAGCAGGAACGAGGAGGCCGGGCACGCUGGACUCGUGAAGUGGAACGAGGUUCGGGAACUGCCGUACCUCAGCGCCGUGAUCAACGAGGCCUUGCGGUGUCACCCGGCGGCUGGCCUUCCUCUCGAGCGGGUUGUGCCAAAGAAAGGUCUUCGCAUCGAUGGUCAUUACAUCCCCGGAGGCACCAUUGUUGGCUGUUCGGCGUGGGUCAUUCACCGAGACGAGGGUGUCUUUGGGUCGAAGCCUACGGAGUUCCGACCCGAGCGGUGGAUUGAUGCCAGCCCGGAGCAGCAAGCCAAGAUGAGAAAUUGUCUCCUUUCGUUUGGUUCCGGGGCCAGGACCUGCGCGGGAAAGAAUGUGUCCCUGCUCGAGAUGUACAAGUUGGUGCCCGCUGUUCUCAGAACAUUUGAAAUCGAAUUGGUAGACCCAGAAAAGCCAUUGGCUUUGAACAAUGCAUGGUUUGUAAAGCAAAGUGGUUUUCAUGUGCGACUCCGGGAGCGGGAAAAAGUCCUCUGA